GUAUUAUGCAUAUUGUUCUACCAUAUUCAUGGUAAUUCAUUGCAAGCAAAAUGUGAGACCAUCAUCCCAACAUACAAAUGAAAUAUGCAACACGCUCUAAGUGUUGCGCAAUCGAACCGCACAAAUGUUUGCGAAAAUUUUAUGAAAAGGAAUGACAGAAAAACUCGAUUUAAGUUGCUGGACUCUUUUUGCUCGUGUGAUUGCACAGAGCGACACCAAAAGAGAAUUUGCCGAUAACGAGGGUCAAAAGAGUCCCAAGGUAAAAGCACACUUAUCUGCAAAUGGCGGGUUGAGAGAAGCUUCUUGAACGUUUUGAAGACGGCAGCGACUAUCAAACAGCUGAUGAACACAACUUCGUUGCUGCCGUACUAAAACUUUUCAUUUGAAUGAAAUUUAUAUAUAUUGUUCAAAGGGAAAUUAUUUGUGAAAAAAAUAAUUAAAUGGUCGAUUCAUUUUCUUUAAAUUAUCAAUUGUUAUUAUGAUAUAUCAGAGCUAUUAUAUGCUUCUGUUGGUAAGAUAACGUCAGUCUUGUUAGAGCUUUGAAUAAUUUUCCUUUCUACACAUUAAGGGCAUCACUACAGCUACCGAUUGUCGUCGGCAAUAGUAGAAAUAGUUUUAAGUUAGCGACAGCGACAACUGUAAGCCUGCUGCUGUGAAGUCGUGAUAUUGUCGAAACUAUGCCCAUAAAGGCGUUUGUAUUUUAAUAUUUGACAGAUGCCUGUCGUGUGUCGCCUUCAUUGUGUUUCAUGCAUUGCGAAUGCCAUGGUCGAUAAAAUAUGAGUUAGUAAACAUUUUGCAAAUGCUUUCAAGUUCAAAAUGAUGACGAAUAGCGCUUAAAUUGAAUUGAAGUUGGAUAAUACGGCAAAAUUACGAUUUAAAAUAUAUUUAAUUACACUGUACACAUUGAAAUAUAUCCAAUAUAUAGUUUUAUAUACUUCAAAAAUUACUUGGCACAGAGUGUUAGGAGAUUUGUGUGUGUUUGUGUUUACAUUUAUGGCAAAUACUAUGCAGAAAGGAGUUGGACUCAAAAGAACUAUGAACACCGCGGCUUUUAACCGAGGAUUUUGAAGCGCGGCCGCAGGCCGCCAGUGCAGCAAGGAGUUCGACGCGAAAGAACACGUGCAAAAUGUGUUAAACAUAUUGAAAUAGCCUGCAUUAUUUUUAAUUUUUAAAUACAAAUACUCGAGGCUGGUAUAUGUGUAUACAUUUUUAAUCCUGACGACCUCCUCUUUCCGCCCAUACUAUCAAAUCGCGGCACCAAAGAAACCGUAACCGUGCCGGUAAUAUAUAAUAAUUUCAAAAUACAUGAAAAAUUAUAAUUCGAAUAUUACCUUUCUUUCAAUUAUUUGACAUCUUUAACAUUGCGAAAUAAGAUUAUAUGUUAUGUCAAUAUUUCUUGAGAUGGCAACCGUGAGCAAUAUGUGCGAAAAGCAUUUUUCGAAGCUUUUUCAACAAAAUGUAUUUCGAACAUGCGACUAUUCUCCAUUUAACCGUUGAAGUCGUAGUAAAGGAAUUAUCGCGGAUUAUUCAAAAAAGUGUACAAUCCUUUUAAAUUUCAAGUUUUUUUGGUUGAUAUAUUUCCUGUUGAGUAAAAGCUAAAUCGAAGAAAAUGUCAGAUUGGGGUGAUGAACAGGACGAUGGUCGCGGUUUUGGUAAUGGCUCCUCCCAAUAUAAAGACAAUGGUGAUGAGUAUGUAGAUAACGGCGAAACUGAUUACACGGAACACGAAAACACAGACGACGGGAAUAAAGUUUUUGGGAGCAGACGUGGUAGAGGCGGCGUGCGAGGUCGUGGCGGGCGAGGUAACAGGCAUGAUGCUAAUUAUGGCGUUGAUCAUCGUAACUUUGUUAAUAAUGAAGAGAAUGCCCAACAAGCUGAAUUCCAGUCGUCAGCACAGAAUUUUGUGCCAAAUAACUUUAUGAGAGCUACUAUUCAAGAAUUCUUACCCGAAGUGCCCGGCCGUAUACAAACGACAAACAAUAUUGAUGAACUUUAUUGUAUUGUCAAAUAUCUGUUGCAAGCGUUUAAAGUAUGCUUGUCUACAGAAAUGGUUACCAAGAAUAAUUCUUUAGCUAAUGCAUCCACAGAGGAGAUGGUGGCAAGAGUUGGCGUUAAUCACGAAAUGCAACAAGAAAAACUUGAUAUUGAUCAAGAAAAUUUUAAUGUUGAUGUUUUUAAUGUUGGAGUUGACACUACUGCAAACGAAAAUAUAGAAAAGUCAUAUUUGAUAGGCGGAAAAAGAAGAGCAGACAACAAAAUGCUACUACCCAAAAACAUCGAUUUAGCAACAAUAAAUCAGUCCAAGUUAUUAGAUUUACCAGACUUAUUCACAGAUGUAAUACCUGCUUCACUGGACCAAGAGAUGCCAAUGUCGACUACUUCCAGAACUCCUUUUAAACGUAAAAAAACUAAUUGUAGCGUUACCUAUCAGAAUCAAGUUUCUGGAGUUGCAAAACUUGACAUUAUUCCAAAUCUGGUUGGAGCAAAUAUAACGGAGCGGGAAUAUGCAUUAAGAAAACCCUUAUCAAUGCGAAGUUGUUUAAAAAUUGUUCCGAAAGACCAUACAAUCAUCAGUAUUAUGCGCAAAAUGACGUAUAUUUUUUUUCCAUUGGAAGACAUAUGUGCAAACGCUGGUAUGGAGGAAGAUAUGCAUCAAAUUCUACUAUUUGCUGAAGAUCAUUCGCAGCUAGAAUAUGGUAGUGCUGGAACAUCGACAAGCAUCAAUGUUGCACGCCAACAUGUGGCGGCGUCAUCGAUUUCGGGCUUACCUUCAAUACAAUUGGUGCAAUCACACUCGGACGGCCCAUCAAUGCAAACUUUCGAUGAGCAAUUCAAUACACCGGAGGAGAUUACAGAUUUUUUGCCACGACAUACAGAAACUACCGGUCAAAAGGAAUGGAGUGGCAGUUUGCCUGAACCAUCGACUGACAUUACAUUUUUUACGCCGUAUCCGACGUCAAUCCCCGCAGGAAUAUCGUCACGCUCGGAUGACUAUCAUUUAGAAAGUGCUCAAAAGAUAAAGCUUAUUUCAGGCCCUUCAAUGGCCCAACGCACAGAACCAUCGACAUCUAGAACUGGAACUUUACCAUCAAUUCGGGAGGAGGAAUUUCGACGAACCCUCAUAAGGAGAACUCUUCGCGACAGCGACAUAUCUUCGACGCCAUUACGUCCCUUAGAUGGUAUAGCUGUUGAAGGGAGGGAAUUACCGCAUUUUCAAAGUUGUCCAAGUGAGGGCAGCACCGAACUCGCCAGUGGUGAUAAUAUACAAAGUGCAGCAGCUGGUUUAAUGUCGAUGGUAAACCAACGUGUGCAAACAUCUGCGCUUGGGGUCGCAGAAGCUUUUGAAUCAGUUAAACAAACGGCUAUAGUUCAAUCAUCACAACACCAAAAGGCUGUUGAAAGAAAAACAGAUAAGACAAUUUUUGGAUCACUGCAACUGGUCCAAAUAUCUGAGGAGUUAGACACUAUAAAUGAACCCAGGAAUUGGUUGGAAGUACUACGUGAACGGCAAGUCGAUCUACAAUAUAAUAAAUUUGGAAUCCUACCAAAAAAACGCAGAAGAUGCCAGAAGCGCCGAGCCCCGCAGAACUUAAAAUUAACACAUGCUUUUUAUGUGGGUGAUCAAAAUAAUAUCACAGAAAUAUUUCAAAAUGUAUCGCCAUUACCCAGUCAGUUACCAGUGCAACUGGAAUCGACAGUAGACGUCACACAUAUGCGCAAUUUGAAUAAUGUAAACGAAACACCACUGACAGUUAUACAGCAGCCAUCUUACGAACAAUUUGUAUAUGAGCACAUCGAGUCGAUUUCGACAAUCAUGGAUAAUCUAGUCGAAUUGCAAGGUGUGUUAAAAGCUUGCAAUCGAGAUAGUGAAGACAAUACAUCAACUGCAUUACUGCCCGCGUAUUAUGCCUACGACGUGGAUACGCUUCUAAAAGCUGACAUAACGCGCUUGCAGCUUAAAAUAAAUAUAUUGCAAGAAAUUAUUCGCAAUGUGUCCUUUAAUGUGAUGAAGAGCCGUUUAUUGAAAAACAGAAGCCUUGCUGCGGUUGCAUUCAAUUUUUUAAUAGAACUCGAAUCAGCCGGGAUCAUACGAAUAAAGGGGAAUGGGCAUUGGGUGGGAUUAAUUUAACUGUACGCUCACAGUGCGCAUUUUUUACGAUUAGUCCGUUUUUUUAAUAAUGAAUGUUCCCAACUUUAGAAACAAUCGUCUAAAUAUAGUAGGAAAACUACCGUAGUAAAAUA
This is a messenger RNA of Bactrocera oleae (olive fruit fly), 4242 nucleotides long. RefSeq names its product ATP-dependent RNA helicase vasa (gene vas). Gene Ontology annotation, molecular function: ATP binding; RNA helicase activity; RNA binding. Gene Ontology annotation, biological process: gamete generation; cell differentiation. Gene Ontology annotation, cellular component: P granule; nucleus. The record is from RefSeq and is a predicted model, not a curated record. NCBI's taxonomy places the organism in Eukaryota, Metazoa, Arthropoda, Insecta, Diptera, Tephritidae.